GUUCACCUGAGACACACCAACACUUAGACUCUUCCAUCAGCCUUCCACAGAUUCAGGAAAUCCCCUCUGAUGUCUGACCGGGACAAUCAUGUGAGCUGAAGUCAUCCAGAACAGGAGUGAGUUUCACUGGACCACUGGGGACAUUUCCAUUACAGCGUCAUUAACACAUGUUUGUUCUGUGACUGAUGUGGAUUCAGUAGAAUGGAUCAGUGUGAGGACAGAGAGGAGGGAGCCCCUCCCCCAAAGACCACCGACAGGACCCCCCCAGGACCUGGACCCAACAGACCCCCCAAAGCCCAGAGGAUCCACCAGAGACCAGAGUCUCCUGGACCUGGAUCCAGUUGUGUGUCCUUCAGGAGUGACCGGUCCAGGAUGGAACCACCACUUUUUUCUACAGAGACAGUGGAGCAGCAGAGCUCAGAGGUUCCCACUGGUCUGCAGGAUCAGACUCAGCUAGACUCCAUAUUUAAGCUGCUGGAGGAGAACAUCUGCACUUUUGUCAAGAACGAACUGAAGAAGUUCCAUCAGGUUCUGAGUACAGAUUACCCACAAUGCUUAGAGAGUUUGAGUGGUGAGGAUGAAGAGCAGAGGAGGAGCUCAGAGGCUUUUCUGAAGAUCACACUGAACUUCCUGAGGAGGAUGAAGCAGGGAGAGCUGGCCAAGCGUCUGCACCGCAGAAGUCAGUCUGGAGUUCAGCGGAAACUGAAACAUAACCUGCAGAAGAAGUUUGAGUGUGUGUUUGAGGGCAUCGCUAAAGCAGGAAACCCCAAAACCCUCCUGAACCAGAUCUACACAGAGCUCUACAUCACAGAGGGAGGGGCUACAGAGGUCAACCAGGACCAUGAGGUCAGACAGAUUGAAACAGCAUCCAGGAACCCACACAGACCACCAACAACCAUCACAUGUGAAGACAUCUUUAAAACACCACCUGACAGACAUCAGCCAAUCAGAACAGUGCUGACAAAGGGCGUGGCUGGCAUCGGGAAAACAGUCUUAACACAGAAGUUCAGUCUGGACUGGGCUGAAGACAAAGCCAACCAGGACAUCCACUUCAUAUUUCCAUUCACCUUCAGAGAGCUGAAUGUGCUGAAACAGAAGAAGUUCAGCUUGGUGGAACUCGUUCAUCACUUCUUCACUGAAACCAAAAAAGCAGGAAUCUGGAUCUUUGAAGACUUCCAGGUGGUGUUCAUCUUAGACGGUCUGGAUGAGUGUCGACCUCCUCUGGACUUCAACAACACUCAGAUCCUGACUGACGUUACAGAGUCCACCUCAGUGGAUGUGCUGCUGAUGAACCAUCGGGGGAACCUGCUUCCCUCUGCUCGCCUCUGGAUAACCACACGACCUGCAGCAGCCAAUCAGAUCCCUGCUCAGUGUGUCGACAUGGUGACAGAGGUCAGAGGGUUCACUGACCCACAGAAGGAGGAGUACUUCAGGAAGAGGUUCACAGAUGAAGAACAGACCAACACAAUCAUCUCCCACAUCAAGAUGUCACGAAGCGUCCACAUCAUGUGUCACAUCCCAGUCUUCUGCUGGAUCACUGCUACAGUUCUGGAGAACGUGUUGAAGACCACAGACAGAAGACAACUGCCCAAGACCCUGACUGAGAUGUACAUCCACUUCCUGGUGGUUCAGGCCAAACUGAAGAAUGUCAAGUAUGAUGGAAGAUCUGAGACAGAUCCACACUGGAGUCCAGAGACCAGGAAGAUGAUUGAGUCUCUGGGAAAACUGGCCUUUGAGCAGCUGAAGAAAGGAAACCUGAUCUUCUAUCAGUCAGACCUGACAGAGUGUGGCAUCGAUAUCAGCUCAGCCUCAGUGUACUCAGGAGUGUUCACAGAGGUCUUCAAAGAGGAGAGAGGACUGUACCAGGACAAGAGGUUCUGCUUCAUCCAUCUGAGUGUCCAGGAGUUUCUGGCUGCUCUUCAUGUCCAUCAGACCUUCAUCAACACUGGAGGCAAUCUGCUGUCAGAAGAACAAACAUCUGUUUGGUCUAAACUAUCAAAGAUCAAACCUGUCCAGUUGUACCAGACCGCUGUGGACCAGGCCUUACAGAGUCCAAAUGGACACCUGGACCUGUUCCUCCGCUUCCUCCUGGGCCUAUCACUGCAGACCAAUCAGAGUUUCUUACAAAGUCUGGUGAAACCAACAGGGAGCAGCUCAAAGACCAACCAGAAAACUGUUGAGUACAUCAAGGAGAAGAUCAGUGAGAAUGUGUCUGCAGAGAGACGCACCAACCUGUUCCACUGUCUGAAUGAACUGGAGGAUGGAUCUCUGGUGGAUCAGAUCCAACAGUACCUGAGAUCAGGACGUCUGUCCACAGAACAACUGUCUCCUGCUCAGUGGUCAGCUCUGACCUUCAUCUUACUGUCAUCAGAAAAAGACCUGGAUGUGUUUGACCUCAAGGAAUACUCUGGUUCAGAAGAGGUUCUUCUGAGGCUGCUGCCAGUGGUCAAAGCCUCCAACAGAGCUCUACUCAGUGGCUGUAACCUUUCAGAGAGAAGCUGUGAAGCUCUGUCCUCAGUUUUCAGAUCCCAGUCCUGUAGUCUGUCACUUCUGGAUCUGAGUAAGAAUGGCCUGAAGGAUUCAGGAGUGAAGAUCCUGUCAGAUGGACUGAAGAGUCCAGGAUGCAGACUGGACACUCUCAGACUCAGUGGCUGUAACCUUUCAGAGAGAAGCUGUGAAGCUCUGUCCUCAGUUCUCAGAUCCCAGUCCUGUAGUCUGACACAUCUGGAUCUAAGUACCAAUGACCUGAAGGAUUCAGGAGUGAAGAUACUGUCAGAUGGACUGAAGAGUCCAGGAUGCAGACUGGAUACUCUCAGGUUGGAGCCUGCUGGAGUCCGAUGGGUGACACCGAGGAGACGUAAGUAUUUCUGUGAACUCACUCUGGAUCCAAACACAGCGAACGAACGCCUCAAACUGUCUGAAAACAACAAGAAGGUGGAACGAGUGGAGAGUCAGUCAUAUCCUUAUCAUCAGGACAGAUAUGAGGACUGGGAACAGGUGAUGUGUUCAACAGGUCUGACUGGUCGCGGUUACUGGGAGGUCCAGUGGAGUGGAUAUGUUAAUAUAUCAGUGACUUACAGAGGAAUCAGAAGGAAAGGAGGCAGUUAUGACUGUAGGUUUGGAUGGAAUAAUCAGUCCUGGAGUCUGGAGUGUGAUGGAGGUGGAUACAGGGUCUGGCAUGAAAACAAAUGCACACGGCUCCCUCAGUCCUCCUCCUCCUCCUCCUCCUCCUCCUCCUCCUCCUCCUCCUCUGGUACAGUAUCAGUGUAUGUGGACUGUCCUGCUGGAUCUGUAUCCUUCUACAGAGUCUCCUCUGACAAACUGAUUCACCUCCACACCUUCAAAACCACAUUCACUGAACCACUGUUUGGAGGAUUUGGACUCUGGACUGGAUCCUCAGUGUGUUUGUGUGGCCAGGCCCUAGUUACCACCCCUAUGAACCCAACUCAGCUCCCAGUUUCAGCACCCACUGGUCUCCAUCUAUUGCCUUUUAAGGCAUUUGGGAUGCCAGUUGAUGCCACCAGCCUCCAGAGGAGAGUCCCCCCAGCCAUAAGGACUGUAAAAACCUGGCCAGACGGUGCAUCACAGCAGCUGCUGGACUUUUUUGAGAACACAGACUGGAGUGUGUUUGGAAGCCAGAACCCGGAGGAGCACACAACAUCCAUGCUCUCUUACAUCAACUUCUGCAUUGACAGUGUCACUAUGGGCAAAUGUCUCUGGAUGUACUGCAAUCUGAAACCCUGGAUGACGAAAGGUGUCAAGGCACUGAUGAGGCAACAUGAUGUUGUGCUCAGAUCUGGUGAUGGAGAACUGUACAGUUCAGCCAGAGCCAACCUGAAAAGAGGCAUCAGAGAGGCCAAGACAGCGUACAGGACGGAGACUGAGGACAACAACACACGACAGGUGUGGCAGGGAGUCCAGCACCUCACCCAUUAUAUGCCUGACAACACCAAAAUGGCUGAGGCACUCGCUGGGGAUCUGAACCACUUCUUCGCACGCUUCGAGGUGGAGAGACCUGGAGCAGCUGCAGCUCUAACACCUGACUGUGGCAGCUCUAGUCUUACGGUGAAGGAGCACGAGAAGAGGGCUGUUCUCCUUAGAGAAUGUGCAGACCAGCUGGCUGGGAUCUUCGCCAACAUCUUCAACACCUCACUCUCCCAGUCCAUCAUCCCACCUUAUCUGAAGUCAGCCACAAUUGUCCAGCUGCCCAAAAAGACCACCAUCAGCAGCCUUAAUGACUAUCGACCAGUUGCUCUGACACCCGUUAUUAUGAUCAUGUCAUGUCGUGCCUCCCACCUACACUCAAUCCACUUCAGUUUGCAUACAGGGCUAACAGAUCAACAGAAGACGCCAUCACCACAGCGCUCCACACCACCAUCUCCCACCUGGAGCAUCAGGGGCAUUAUGCCUGGCUGCUCUUUGUUGACUUUAGCCCUGCUUUUAAUACUAUACUCCCAGACUGACUGA
This is a messenger RNA of Sphaeramia orbicularis (orbiculate cardinalfish), 4467 nucleotides long. RefSeq names its product NACHT, LRR and PYD domains-containing protein 5-like. The record is from RefSeq and is a predicted model, not a curated record. Gene Ontology annotation, molecular function: protein binding. Lineage: Eukaryota; Metazoa; Chordata; Actinopteri; Kurtiformes; Apogonidae.